Molecule: messenger RNA, 12126 nt
Organism: Sinocyclocheilus rhinocerous
Lineage: Eukaryota; Metazoa; Chordata; Actinopteri; Cypriniformes; Cyprinidae
Gene: dnah7
Product: dynein, axonemal, heavy chain 7
Exons: 64
Biological process (GO): microtubule-based movement
Cellular component (GO): dynein complex
Molecular function (GO): dynein intermediate chain binding; ATP hydrolysis activity; calcium ion binding
Source: RefSeq, a predicted model, not a curated record
AUGUGAAAACGACCAAUUUAAUUCCAGUUCCGACCAGUUCAAUGUAAAAAAGAAAACCAAAGUGCUGAACAUGGAGAUGCCGAACCCCCUCAAGAAACCAGAUAAAACUGUGGGUCUUUUGCCACAGACACAGCAGGUUCAGUCAAAACCUCGGUGGCAUGAAGCAAGCCCUAGCUUUAGACUUCAGGGACCAUCUCAAGAGGACACCCUUGGCUCUUUGCUCUCUAGAGAUGUGCAAGGAGCAGGGGUACAUUGGCGUCAGACUCGUCAUCGAGGUCCACAGCAUGUGGGGACCAAAGAUGGAGGGCUUUCAGGACUUUCUUACAGGCAUCGUGGCGGUGUCCAACCCAAGAAGGAUCGUGAGCAGUUUCGCAGUGCUCUUGUCAGCAUUAUUAUGCACCGUGAAGAUGCCAUUGCUACGUCCAUCACAGAAGACAGCACCCCAUCCACUUCGGGAUCGCCUACUGCUGCAGAGAAGGACAUUUUGAGGUACUACUAUUACAUCCGCAAUGGGAUAGGCACAGAGGACGUGGCAGCUAUGGAGGACUCUUGGCUUAAGAAUGUUCUUGCUUUAGUCCCAGAACACCUGAAGAGUUUGAGUGGAACCAUUGAGACUCUCUCAGAUGAGAUGAGAGAAGACUAUCUGCUCAGUGUCAAAAAGGCCAUAGUGGAUUUUGUGCUGCAAGACCCCAGAGAGAAUCAGGAGUCCAAAGCUAGAGAUCUCCCUGCACACAGACAGGAGUGAGUCCUGACAAGACACAAGACAAAUAGACCUUAUGUUAAAAAAACAUAUAUAUAUAGACUAUAUUGUCUUGUUCUCUUCUGCAGGAAGUUGCGCCUUGUUGAUGUGGAGGUCUUCCACAACGAGCAGGAAUCUGUGGAGCUGUCUGCUUUUCAGCAGUUAGUCAGCAAACACAUUGAAUAUGCCACAGGCAUCCUUCUCAAAAAGUGGAUACCAGAAGUGCAGCAAAUCUGUUGUCUUGGUAGCAAGCGCAAACUGAUCCCUAGUAACAGUAGUGUUGCUCGACUGCAGUCUUUCUACAACUGUCUGGCCACGCUCAUGACCUACCAGCUACAAAGCUUGGCACUGGAGUCUAUUCAGGACUACACACACCUCAUUGCCCAGGACCCUCGGUCAGUGCGAGCCUAUGAGCAUCCAGGGUUCGUCCUAAGGCUGGUGCUGGAUCAAAAUACUAUCAGAUUUGAACCUGAUUUCAAAGACUUUGAAGUCACUCUGCUAACUGUGUAUGACAUGAUGCUGAAAUCCUUAAGUUUGAUCCCUCGAGUAGAGAUGGAGCUGUACUCAGAAUGGCCUGGCCCAGAAACACAUCAUACUCUAAAGCCCAUCAUCUUGCCGGAGAUCCUGAAGGCCCAGCAGGAAAAGAUCACACGUGUAAUACGCGCAGAAAGAGCUGAACCUUUGAAGCAUGUCCGUCUUUAUGAUAAGUAUGCUCCGCUGGUGUCCCAGCAAGCUGAGGAGGAUGUUACCCAAUUCCUGCAGGAGCAGCACUCCUUCCAGGAGCUGAUGAUGGAGGUGACACGCUACCAGCAGUUAGCUGAUGAGAUCCAAUACAACACCCUGAAGGUGGUACGUUUGGGCAUGUUUGAAGUGCACUCCCAUGAUCUGGUCCGUGCCCUUGUGAAGCGAGCAGAGGGUCUCCUGCAGAAACUGGUCACUCACAUGUUGCAGGGUCAUCAAGAGUUCAAUAGCAAGUUGUGUGAGGAAUACGAUACAAUAUCAAAUAAAGCCCUCAGAAAUCCAUCAAACACACAGGAACUCAUGGAACUUCAGGCAUAUGUGAUGAAGGUGGAGGCUGAGGAAAUGCCUCAGUUGGAAAUGAAGCUUCAGGAGUCCAAUAGCAGGUUGUGUUUCUUGGUGGAUUAUGUCACAUUCUCGCACACAGACAUUCAGCUGAACAGCAAGACCUUCCAGUGUCAUGCACGCAUGCCUUCCGUCUUUGAUCAGCACCGCCAGAUUAUCAAAGAGAAGACCAACCAGUUCCAGAAUGGCCUGAAGUUGAGAUGUGAGAGGGUUGUGGAGGAUAUCGAGAGCUAUGAACAGCAAGUGGAGGACUUUAUGACCUUUGGUGACGUCUCUGAGCUCAACAAAUAUCUGAAAAAAGCCCAGGCCCUCAAUUCCAAACUGGAUUUGGUUAUGGAAAAGAUCAGAGGCUUCAACCAGGAGGAGGGGGCCUUUGGCUGGCCUGUCUCUCAGUACCCACAAUGCAAAACUGUUCAAGACCAUCUGCUCCCUUAUCUGCGGCUGUAUGAGACGGCGGCUGAGUUUCAGAAUCAGCACCGUCAGUGGGUGAACGGCCCACUCUCAGCUGUCAACCCGGACAAAGUGGAAGCUGACGUGGGUAACUACAGCCGUUCCCUGUACAAGCUUGAAAAAAGCUUCCAGGACUCACCCAAAGCUCUUCAAAUCGCCACCUCUGUGAAGACAGAAGUGGAAGCCUUUAAGGAACACAUUCCUUUAGUGCAGGUGCUUUGUAACCCCGGUCUCCGCGAGCGCCAUUGGGAGGCCAUGUCUGCAGUUGUCGGCUUCCCCAUCAAGCCCUCAGAGGAGGAUGCCUGUGUGGCCCAGUUUCUUCCACUGCAUCUGGAAGCUCACCUCUCUGCCUUUGAAACCAUCAGCGAAGGGGCCAGUAAGGAACACGGCCUUGAAAAGGCCAUGGAGCGCAUGGCUAGUGAAUGGGAGGGGAUAGAGUUCACCCUCCUGCCCUAUCGCGAAACUGGAACCUCCAUUCUGUCCUCAUUGGAUGAGAUCCAGAUGCUGCUGGAUGACCAUAUUGUCAAGACCCAGACCAUGAGGGGCUCACCAUUCAUCAAGCCAUUUGAGGCCGAGAUACGGGACUGGGAGGGCAAACUGCUUUUGCUGCAGGAAAUUAUGGAUGAGUGGUUAAAGGUUCAGGGCACCUGGCUCUAUCUUGAGCCCAUCUUCAGUUCCCCAGACAUCAUGGCCCAGAUGCCCGAAGAGGGACGACGCUUUACUGCUGUGGAUAAAACCUGGAGGGACACUAUGAAACAAGUCAGCCUGGUGAGUCAGAAAGCCCUACAUAUGCAGCAAAAUAUAAAAAAAACCUUGGGUUUGUUUAUAUCUAGAACUGAGAAUAACUCUUUGAAAAAGUUCCUGACAUAUCAAACUAUAUGCUUUUUCUUCUUCCUGUGACACUCUGGCCUAGUUUCUCUGCUUUCACCGUCGGCUUUAUGUUCCAGGGUGCAGCCCCACCUGAAGAAGUGUUUUGAGGGUAUUGCUAACGUCGUGUUCACUGACAUUUUGGACAUCACUCAUAUGAGGAGCAGCGAAGGAGAGGUGGUGGAGCUGCUGGAUAUCAUCUCUACAUCUAAAGCUCGUGGGCAGGUGGAGAAAUGGCUCCUGGAGCUGGAGACCGGCAUGCUCCACUCCAUUCACAAGGUGAUUGGAGAGGCGUUUGAAGCAUAUCCCAAAGACCUAAGGAUCAACUGGGUCAGGGCCUGGCCAGGUCAGACAGUGCUCUGUGUGUCACAGGUUUACUGGACAAAGGACAUCCAUGAAGCCAUUGCAAAGGGACCAAAGGCUCUUCAGGCCUAUCUCGAGCAGAACAAUACUCAGAUAGAUGACAUUGUGACUCUGGUGCGUGGCAAGCUAUCCAAACAGAACCGAGUAACACUUGGAGCACUGGUGGUGCUUGACGUUCAUGCUCGGGACGUGUUGGCUUCUCUGGUACAGAAGGGUGUGGAUGAUGAGACCAACUUUGAGUGGCUCAGCCAACUACGCUACUAUUGGAUUGAAAACCAGCUUCAGACAAAGAUGAUCAAUGCAGGCUUGGCAUACGGCUAUGAGUAUCUUGGAAACACACCACGACUGGUCAUCACCCCUCUCACUGAUCGCUGCUAUAGAACUCUAUUUGGAGCUUUACACUUACAUCUUGGAGGAGCCCCAGAGGGUCCUGCAGGUACUGGCAAGACCGAAACCACCAAAGAUCUGGCUAAAGCCAUAGCUAAGCAGUGUGUAGUCUUCAACUGCUCUGAUGGCCUGGACUACAUUGCACUGGGCAAAUUCUUUAAGGGCUUGUUGUCGUCCGGUGCCUGGGCCUGCUUUGACGAGUUCAACCGUAUUGAUCUGGAAGUGCUUUCAGUGGUGGCUCAGCAAAUUCUAACCAUCCAGAGAGGUAUUUCUGCCCAUGCUGAGAUGCUGCAGUUUGAGGGGACAGAGCUGAAACUGAACCCUACCUGUGCUGUCUUUAUCACAAUGAACCCUGGCUAUGCAGGACGCUCUGAGCUGCCUGACAACCUGAAGGCUCUCUUCCGAACAGUGGCUAUGAUGGUGCCAGACUAUGCUCUGAUAGCUGAGAUUGUGCUGUAUUCCUGUGGAUUUGUCAGAGCACGACCGCUCUCAGUGAAGAUUGUAGCUACGUAUAGACUGUGCUCUGAGCAGCUCUCUUCCCAGCACCACUAUGAUUAUGGCAUGAGAGCUGUCAAAUCUGUUCUGACUGCCGCAGGGAACCUGAAGCUGAAGUUUCCAGAGGAGAAUGAGGAUAUUCUGUUGCUGAGAUCUAUUAUUGAUGUCAACCUCCCGAAAUUUCUGUCUCAUGACCUUCCAUUAUUUGAGGGCAUCACUUCCGAUCUAUUCCCUGGAAUCAAGCUUCCAAAACCAGACUACAGAGUGUUGCUUGAGGCUAUUAAUGAAAACAGCGCUAAGAUGAACCUGCAGGUCACUGACUUCUUUGCUGAGAAGAUCCUGCAGAUCUAUGAAAUGAUGAUUGUGCGUCACGGCUUCAUGAUGGUGGGAGAACCCUUUGGUGGGAAGACGUCUGCCUACCGCGUGCUCGCCGCAGCCCUGCAUGACAUCUGUGAGAAGAGACUGAUGGAGGAGAACAGGGUUCAGAUCACUGUUAUCAACCCAAAGUCUAUCACUAUGGGCCAGCUGUAUGGACAGUUUGAUCCUGUGUCCCAUGAGUGGUCAGAUGGCAUCUUGGCUGUCAGCUAUAGAGCAUUCGCCACUUCCCAGAGUCCUGACAGAAAGUGGCUGAUUUUUGAUGGGCCUGUGGACGCAGUGUGGAUUGAGAACAUGAACACUGUACUGGAUGACAAUAAGAAGCUUUGUCUCAUGAGUGGAGAGAUCAUCCAGAUGUCCCCACAGAUGAGCCUUAUCUUUGAGCCCAUGGACCUGGAGGUGGCUUCACCAGCCACGGUAUCUCGCUGUGGUAUGAUCUACAUGGAGCCUCACAUGUUGGGAUGGCGGCCUCUGAUGCUGUCUUGGUUCAACACUUUGCCGUCUACUCUGAGCUCCAUGCACAAAGACCUCAUAACUGGCCUCUUUGACCGCAUGCUGCCAGCAUGUCUUCAGCUCAUCCGCAAAGGCACUAAGGAAUUAUCUCCUACGUCCAACACGAGCCUGGUGAGGUCUCUGAUGAAUCUGAUGGACUGCAUGAUGGAUGAGUUCAGAGAGGAGAGCCAGAUAAAGGGGAUGAGCGAGAGAGAUGUGUGCUCCUGGCUUGAGGGCAUCUUUGUUUUUUGCCUUGUGUGGUCAGUUGGGGCCAGCUGCAUUGAAGCAGGAAGGGUAAAAUUCGAUGGCUUGGUGAGGGAGAUGCUGGCAGGUGGUCUUAGUGAAGAGACGCGCACACGCCAUGGAAUCCUAGAGCACGUGGAGCCUCCCGCCAAGCAGCUGACGGUGCCUUUACCCACUGAGGGCACGCUCUAUGAAUACCGCUUCCUCAAAGAGGGUCCAGGCAGAUGGGAGUUGUGGACUGAGGAGCUGAAGGCUUUGCCCUCCAUCCCCAAAGAUGUGCAGUUCAACGAAAUAAUUGUGCCUACGGAGAACACUGUACGCUACACUGCUCUCAUGAAGCUGCUCAUCACUCAUCAGAAGCCCACUGUCUUUGUCGGCCCCACAGGGACUGGCAAGAGCGUCUACAUUCUAGACUUUUUGCUGAAUCAUCUGGAGAAGGAUGUGUACAGUCCUCUGUUGAUCAACUUCUCAGCCCAAACAACAGCAGCACAGACCCAAAACAUUAUUAUGUCUAAACUCGAUAAGAGAAGGAAAGGAGUGUUUGGCCCUCCUCUGGGAAAGAAAAUGGUGGUGUUUGUGGAUGAUGUGAACAUGCCAGCAAGAGAAACCUAUGGAGCCCAGCCUCCAGUGGAGCUCCUGCGUCAGUGGCUCGACCACUGGAACUGGUAUGACAUGAAGGACUGCUCCAUGAUCAACUUAGUGGACAUCCAGAUCAUGUGUGCCAUGGGUCCGCCUGGUGGAGGUAGGAACCCCGUGACUCCUCGAUUUUUACGUCAUUUCAACACAGUGACCAUUAAUGAAUUUGAUGGCAAAACCAUGUUCACCAUCUUCUCAAGAAUUCUGGACUGGCACUUGACCAUUAGAUUUCCAUUUCCUAAACCGUUCGCCAGCGUCACCUCUCAGAUCAUCAGUGCCACCAUAUCUGUGUACCAGGAGGCCACGAAAAACCUCCUACCAACCCCGACCAAGUCCCACUACCUUUUCAACCUUCGAGAUUUUUCCCGUGUCAUCCAGGGGAUCUGCUUAUCACGACCAGAGACUGCUGAUGACCCUACAGCCAUAAAACGCUUAUGGGUGCAUGAGGUCCUGAGGGUGUAUUAUGACCGCUUAGUGCAUCCGUCUGAUUGUGCAUGGAUGGUGGGCUUCCUGCAAGAAGUAUCCAAGUCUCACCUGAAAGAGGACUUCCAUCAGCUCUUCAAGCAUCUGGACAGUGACGCAGAUGGGCAUGUAACUGAAGACGACCUUCGAAGCCUCAUGUUCUGUGAUUUCCAUGACCCCAAAGGUGAGGACCGGAAUUACCGUGAGGUGGGUGACCCUGAGAAGCUCCGUCAGGUGGUGGAGACCCAUCUUGAAGAGUACAACAAUAUCAGCAAGGCUCCCAUGAAUCUUGUACUUUUCCGGUUCGCCAUUGAACAUGUAUGUCGCAUCUCCCGGAUUCUCAAACAGCCCCGUGGUCACGCUCUCUUAGUAGGAGUCGGAGGGAGCGGCCGACAGUCAUUGACACGCUUGGCCGCCCACAUGGCUGAAGCCGAACUCUUCCAGGUGGAGAUCUCCAAGAGUUAUGGGGUUACAGAGUGGCGCGAUGACCUCAAACUCAUCAUGCAAAAAUCGACAUCUGGGGAAACUCAUGGAGUCUUCCUUUUCACAGACACCCAAAUUAAGUUGGAGUCAUUUUUGGAGGAUGUGAGUAACCUGUUAAACACUGGCGAGGUUCCCAAUCUCUUUGCCGUAGAUGAGAAGCAGGAGAUUUGUGAGCGCAUGCGCGUCUUGGACCGUCAGCGUGAGCGUGACAAGCAGACGGACGGCAGCCCACUGGCUCUCUUUAACAUGUUUUUGGAGCGCUGCCGCAGCCAGUUGCAUGUGGUACUGGCCAUGAGUCCUAUUGGUGACACGUUCAGAAGCCGCUUGAGACGUUUCCCUGCUCUCAUUAACUGCUGCACUAUUGACUGGUUUCAGAGCUGGCCAGAAGAUGCGCUGCAGGCUGUGGCGUCUCGUUUCUUGGAAGACGUUGAAAUGACAGACACUGCUCGGGAAGGCUGUAUCAGCAUGUGCAAAAGCUUCCACACAUCCACCAUCAAUCUCUCUGCAUGUUUCCUUUCGGAGCUGCAGCGCUACAACUAUGUCACACCAACCUCGUAUUUGGAGCUCAUUUCUAUGUUUAAGCAUCUACUCCAGGGAAAAAGAGCUGAGGUCAUGAAACUAAAGAGUCGUUAUGAGGUUGGUCUCGAGAAGUUGGAAUCGGCUGCUACUCAGGUGUCCACAAUGCAGGUAGAGCUGGAGGCCCUUCAGCCUCAGCUGCGUGUGGCCAGUAAAGAGGUGGAAGAGAUGAUGGUGGUCAUCCAGCGAGAGUCUGUGGAGGUGUCCAAGACAGAGAAAGUGGUCCGCGUGGAUGAAGCAGAGGCUAAUGAGCAGGCAAUGGCUGCCAAGGCCAUUAAAGAUGAAUGUGACGCCGAUCUGGCGGUUGCUGUACCCAUUCUGGAAGCUGCAUUGGCUGCUUUGAAUACUCUCACCACACAGGAUAUAACUUUAGUUAAAUCCAUGAAGAAUCCUCCAGCUGGUGUCAAGCUGGUGAUGGAAGCCAUCUGCAUCCUGAAAGGCAUAAAACCAGACCGUAUCCCAGACCCCUCAGGCUCUGGCAAGAAGGUGGAGGACUUCUGGGGCCCAGCAAAAAAACUGCUAGGAGACAUGAAGUUUCUCCAGAGCCUUCAUGAGUACAAUAAAGACAAUAUUCCAGCCAACUACAUGAGCGUCAUCCGCAACAAAUACAUCACCAACCCAGACUUUGUUCCAGAUAAGAUCCGCACGGCCUCUGCUGCUGCAGAGGGGCUCUGUAAAUGGGUUUGUGCCAUGGACUCCUACGAUAAAGUAGCAAAGGUAGUGGCCCCUAAGAAAGAGAAGUUGGCACUUGCAGAAGAGAAGCUGAAGGUGGCCAUGGAGAGCCUCCAGAAGAAACAGGCUGCUUUGAAGGAGGUCCAGGACAAAUUGGCCAAACUACAGGAGACCCUGGAAGCCAACAAGAACAAAAAGGCUGACCUUGAAAAUCAGGUGGAGUUGUGCAGUAAAAAGUUAGAGCGUGCAGAGCAGCUCAUUGGUGGGUUAGGAGGAGAGAAGACCCGCUGGAGUGAGACAGCCUAUAACUUAGGUGAACUCUACAACAACCUCACCGGAGACAUUCUCAUCUCUGCUGCUAUAGUGGCCUAUCUGGGUGCCUUUACUUCCAGUUUUAGACAGCGAGCUACAGAGGAGUGGAUUGACAUGUGUAAGACAAGAGGAAUUCCCUGCUCCAAGAACAUGUCACUGAUGAACUCCCUGGGUGAGCCGGUGAAAAUCCGCAGCUGGACCAUUGCUGGCCUCCCUUCUGACAGUUUCUCCAUUGACAACGCAAUCAUCAUCUCUAAUGCGAGGAGGUGGCCCCUAAUGAUUGAUCCUCAGGGCCAGGCUAACAAGUGGCUGAAGAACAUGGAGAAAUCCAACAGUCUCCACGUUAUCAAGCUCAGUGAUGCUGACUUUGUGCGCACAUUAGAAAACUGCAUCCAAUUUGGCACUCCAGUAUUGCUGGAAAAUGUUGGGGAAGAACUGGACCCCAUACUUGAGCCCCUGCUACUGAAACAGACUUUUAAACAGGGUGGCAGUGUCUGUAUCCGGCUGGGCGAUUCCACUAUUGAAUAUGCUCCAGAUUUCCGGUUUUACAUAACAACCAAGCUACGAAAUCCACAUUAUUUACCUGAGGUCUCAGUUAAGGUGACCCUGUUGAACUUCAUGAUCACCCCAGAGGGGAUGCAAGACCAGCUGCUGGGCAUUGUGGUGGCCAGAGAGAGACCUGACCUUGAAGAGGAGAAACAAGCCCUCCUCGUACAGGGGGCUGAGAACAAGAGGCAGCUGAAAGAAAUAGAGGAUAAAAUCUUAGAAGUGCUCUCUGCCUCAGAGGGGAACAUUUUAGAAGAUGAGACUGCUGUUCAGAUCCUCUCAUCUUCUAAGGUUCUGGCCAAUGAGAUCUCUGAGAAACAGGCCAUUGCCGAGGUUACUGAGCUGAAGAUUGAUCAGACACGCUUGGGCUACACCCCCAUUGCUGUCCACUCUGCUAUUUUGUUUUUCUCCAUCGCUGACCUGGCCAACAUCGAGCCCAUGUAUCAGUACUCUCUAACAUGGUUCAUCAACCUCUUCAUCCUGUCCAUUGAUAAUUCCCAAAAAAAUGACAUUCUCGAACAAAGACUCCAGAUUCUGAAGGACCAUUUUACAUACUCGCUUUACGUCAACGUAUGUCGCUCUCUGUUUGAGAAGGACAAACUGCUCUUCUCCUUCUGCCUCAAUGUCAACCUACUCAAACACAACAAGCUCGUGGAUGAGAAGGAAUGGCGUUUUCUCCUGACAGGCGGUGUGGGUCUGGAUAACCCUCAUUCGAACCCCUGCACCUGGCUGCCUAAGACAUCCUGGGAUGAGAUCUGUCGAUUGGAUGAGAUGGAACGCUUUAAAGGCCUGCGGAAAGACCUGGCUCGACUCCGGGAGGGCUGGAAAGAGGUUUACGAUAGCAAGGACCCCCACCACACUGCUUUCCCUUCAGAGUGGCAAGAGAAACUAGGACAGUUCCAGAGGAUGCUGGUUAUAAGAUGCUUACGGCCAGACAAGAUUGUUCCCAUGGUUCAAGAGUUUGUGUCAGAAAACAUGGGGCAGCAGUUUAUUGAGGUGCCACCCUUUAAUUUGGCCACGGCUUUUGCUGACAGUCACUGCUGCGCUCCACUCAUCUUUAUCCUGUCUCCGGGAUCAGAUCCCAUGGCAGCACUGCUCAAGUUUGGUGAAGAACAGGGUUUCACAGGCAACAGACUGACCUCCCUGUCUCUGGGACAAGGUCAGGGUCCCAUCGCCAUGGGCAUGAUUGAGACUGGCGUCAAGGAGGGAACCUGGGUGGUUUUACAGAAUUGCCACCUGGCCACCUCUUGGAUGUCCACCCUUGAGCGUGUCUGUGAGGAGCUGAAUCCAGAUACCACUCACCCAGAUUUCCGCUUGUGGCUGACCAGUUACCCCUCUCCCAACUUUCCUGUGGCUGUACUGCAAAACGGAGUCAAAAUGACCAAUGAGGCUCCCAAGGGGCUGCGCUCCAACAUCAUCCGUUCUUUCUACAUGGACCCCAUAUCAGACCCUGAGUUCUUUGACAGUAGCUCAAAGCCGGCUGUCUUUAAGAAGCUGCUGUUCAGCCUGUGCUUCUUCCACGCCUUGACCCAGGAGAGGAGAAAAUUUGGUCCUCUAGGCUGGAACAUCCCUUAUGAGUUCAACGAGACAGACCUGCGGAUCUCAGUCCAGCAGCUACAAAUGUUCUUGGACCAGUAUGAGGAAAUCCCUUUUGAUGCUCUUCGCUACAUGACAGGAGAGUGUAACUACGGAGGUCGUGUCACAGACGACUGGGAUCGCAGAACCCUGAGCACAAUCCUUUCCAUCUUCUACACCCCCGAGAUCAUUGACAAUGCUGAUUACAAGUUUGACCCUAGUGGCCUGUAUUACUCACCACCAGAAGGAGAUUAUAACAGCUACACUGAGUACACCAAGACACUACCUCUAAAUCCCUCACCUGAAAUCUUUGGCAUGAAUGCCAAUGCUGAUAUUACUAAGGACCAAGUGGAAACACAGCUGCUGUUUGACAGCAUUCUUCUCACUCAGUCCCGUUCUUCAGGUGGCAGUGCUGCAUCUUCAGAUGACAUGGUGUACGAGGUAGCUGCAGACAUUCUCAAUAAACUUCCUCAAGAUUUCGAUACAGAUGCUGCCAUGCGCAAGUACCCCACCAGCUACAACCAAAGCAUGAACACAGUGCUGGUGCAGGAGAUGGGACGAUUCAACAAACUCCUCCAGACUAUCCGGGAUUCGUGUGUCAACAUCCAGAAGGCCAUCAAGGGUCUGGUUGUCAUGUCUGCUGAACUUGAGGAAGUUGUAAGCAGCAUUCUAAAGGGUCGCAUCCCUGCCAUGUGGAUGAAGAAGUCGUAUCCCAGCCUUAAACCACUGGGAAGCUACAUCAAUGAUUUUCUUGAAAGACUCCAGUUUUUACAGGGUUGGUAUGUGGGUGGCACGCCUGCAGUAUUCUGGAUGUCCGGGUUCUUUUUCACUCAGGCCUUCCUCACUGGAAGCCAGCAGAAUUACGCCCGAAAAUACACCAUCCCCAUUGACCUGCUCAGCUUUGACUUUGAAGUCAUGGAGGACAAGGAACACAAAAACCCCCCAGAGGAUGGUGUUUACAUCCGUGGCGUUUUCUUGGAUGGUGCCCGAUGGGAUCGGAGAACAAAGCGCUUGGCAGAGUCUUUCUCCAAAAUCCUGCAUGACGCCAUGCCUGUGAUCUGGCUGAAGCCCAUGAAGAAGCAGGACAUUCCUGAGCGUCAGUGCUACAUUUCUCCUGUCUACAAGACCAGCGAGAGACGUGGAACCCUUUCCACCACUGGACACUCCACCAACUACGUCAUAGCAAUGACCCUGAAUUCAGACGUGCCUCCAGAGCACUGGAUCCGUCGUGGCGUGGCCUUACUGUGUCAGCUUAACUCAUAGAUACACUUCUUGUAUCCUUUACUUCACUCUAUAGUAAAGUAUUUGUAGCUAAAUAAUAUUUUAGAUUUAGAAAUACCGUCUGUCUAGAGACAAAAAUUAUACUUUUU